GGCGCGAAGUCCUCCUCGCGUCUUCCUCACGAUCGAGCAAACAGAUGAGCAAAGUGCUAGACUUCCAAAACGGUAAAUAUACGAUGGGAACUUCCCCUUCGCCAGUUGCUACAAAAGCUCACAGAAAGCAGCCAUGGCCAAAGCAUCCCGAGCCCCCACCAUUGUCCUGAGCCACUCGCUGCUUUUGCGCCCUUUGCUUCUUCCAUACCACCGCAAUAACCCACUAUGCCCGCCGUCCGCAACGUCCGCCGCUCACGUCGUCUGUCCGCUCAGCCAUACGGACAUGUAGGAACCGACUGGGACGGUCUCGCCUUCUACCCAUCCGCAGAUUCCGAGGCCCCUAGCCCCCUCUCCCCUCCCGAUUCUGCGCCACACACGCCACUUGCCGUGCCACUCACCUUUCGAGAGGAGGUUCUGGCCUCAUGCGCUGCCGUGGCCUCUCUCGUCACUCAUUCCUCCGAAGAGUAUCGCGCUAUCGUCACCACCAGGCAUGGUCGCAAGCGUAAGGCAGGCCACAUCCCGCGUCCUCCGAACGCCUUCAUGAUCUAUCGCUCUCACAUGUGGUCGCAGCGUAAGAUCACUAGCACCCUCGAGCGCGACCAUCGCAACAUCAGCAAGAUCGUGGGCCAUUGCUGGAACAAACUCGACGAGCAACAGCGCGCUCCGUACAGGGCCAUAGCUGAUGAGGCCAAGCGUCGUCACGCAGAGCUUUACCCCGACUACAAGUACGCACCUCUCAGUCGGAGGGAGAAGGCGCCGAAACGGAAGGUCAAGGGUGACUCUGGCAGCGAGGAGGCACGCUGCAAGACGGUUGCGGCACUGCUCAUCAGUGGUAUAGAGGGAGUCGCUCUCGAGGACGAGAUGACGAGGUUGAGCUUGGAAGCCGCCACUGCCGAUAACAUGGAUGGCGACGAUUCCGAUUACGCUCCGCGCAAACCUCGCAAGGCUUCACGUUCCUCCUUCUCUCGUCCCUCUACCACUCGUCGUCGCUCGGGUCCUGUUAAGAAGGUCAAGUCUCGUCGACAGAUCAAGCGUGAGGUGCCGAACACCUCCGUCAUCGAAAGCCCCGUUCCCGUUCAGGCUUCCACUCCCGACUCUGUGCCCACUAAUGAGGCCUCUUCGUCGCUCUCUGAGAACGAGACUGGAUACGUAUCCACCGAGGCGAUACCGCCUCUAGAUCUCUCUGAGGCAACUGUCAAGGCUGUCCAGGAGACUCUGCCCGCAAACCUCACGCCCCACUACGUUGCAGACUUCAUUGGACUUCAUCUUCCCGCCCUUUCCCCGGACACCUUUUCAUCCUCCUCCGACUCGUCUCCGUUCCUGCCCACCAUGUCCAACGACUACGAGCCUUUCUUCGACAGCUCCUCUCCCGAUGCCUGGGACCCUACUAGGGCUCCCGGCCUCUUCAUGCAGAAUGACUGCUUUGAAGAUUAUGCUGGAGAGGGUUCGACUAACUUCUUCAACAGCUGGAGCUGGCCUCAAGCUGCAUGCGAAUCUUUCCCUCGUUCUGCAAGCCCGUGCCUCGACCCCAAGGACGUAUUCAUGCCGGAUGUCCUGCAAUUCGAUUGAUCUUGAGUUCAGAGCCUUAGGCUGGUUUCCCUCGUUCCCUCGAUGUCUCCUCCAGUUACACUCAUGCCCAUUAUGUUUCCCUGUCUCCUUCGCGCCUGUUUAUACGACUAGCCCCAUGCCUUCCUAUGCUUCAUCAUUAUCCGUUGUGUCUACUUAUCGUCAUCGUGUAUCUCUACGUCCGCUUUCUGCUCGUUCGAUUUAUCAACGAUAUCUUUCCCUUCUAUGUGCAGUCUGUCCCAUCCUAUCUCAUCGAUCUCAUCUCAUAAAAC
Molecule: messenger RNA, 1838 nt
Organism: Stereum hirsutum FP-91666 SS1
Lineage: Eukaryota; Fungi; Basidiomycota; Agaricomycetes; Russulales; Stereaceae
Exons: 3
Coding region: 226-1569 (447 amino acids)
Biological process (GO): regulation of transcription by RNA polymerase II
Cellular component (GO): nucleus
Molecular function (GO): RNA polymerase II cis-regulatory region sequence-specific DNA binding; DNA-binding transcription factor activity, RNA polymerase II-specific
Source: RefSeq, a predicted model, not a curated record